UAGAAACGUUUCCAUUCCGCGUACAUCUACUUGGUCCUAGGAAUCUCCCUUGUCCUAAGUCCGCCACAUGUCUUUCCUCCCUCCACCUAUUCAUUAUCCUUGCUGCAAAUCAUAUGACCACCGUCUUCGCCUCUUCUUCUCACUCUCAUGCCAAACACUAAUCAUGUCUAUUCUCGUACUCAAACAAGUACCUAUAUAUAUGACUUCAAAGCCGCCACUCUCAUCAUCAAUAACUAGAAACAAGAACUCCAAAAAUCACACUAGCUAGCUAGGCAACUUUAUAAUUUUACGUCAAUGGAUAUAAAUGUGACACGUGAAUCUAGUGGCCAAGCUGGUCAUGACCAGCAGGUCAAGUACACCGGCGUGCGGCUGAGGAAGUGGGGAAAGUAUGUUUCCGAAAUUCGGCUGCCGAAUAGCCGGGAGAGAAUAUGGCUCGGCUCCUAUGAUUCGGCUGUGGAGGCGGCUAGGGCCUUCGACGCGGCUCAGUUCUGUCUUCGGGGACCAUCUGCCAAAUUCAAUUUUCCUGACAACCCGCCGGACAUUCCAGGCGGGAGGUCACUCACUCCUGGUCAGAUACAAGUCGAGGCUGCUCGGUUCGCGCAUUCUGCACCCCCUCAGUGUUCUGCAAAUAAUCCUCAGGCUGAAGCACAUCAGGCGGAAGCCCCGUCGAAUACGGGUCAAGUAGGUGUGGAGAACUCAUUGCUGGAUGAGUUUCGGACCAUGAGUUGGGAGACUGAAAGUGUAUCUGAGUUCGGUUACUUCCAGGGUUUUGAUGAUUUUGAGAAUGAGUUGCUUUUGUCGGGUCCUAAUUAUGGGAUGGACGAGGUUGAAGAGACUGGUGAUGACUCUUUUACCACACAUGGCUCAUUCCUCUGGAACUUCUAAACAAUAAUUCACAACAUAUUCUAAAGUGACCUGUCAACUAUAAUUCCAGAAUUUUAGUUACGAAGGAUAUGCAUAGAUAUAUAUGAUACUGUCAAGUAGGAGUGCAGUAGUACCACUUAUUAUCGGCUGCUACACUAUGCAUGGACAACCUUUUCUCAACUAUCACAUUCACGUGUUAUAUAUAUUUAUAUUAUAUAUGUGUGUGUGUGUCCAUUAUUUAGGUAUAUUAGGACAACGUUUUUUUCAUGUCCUCUAUCAAUAGGUAUUAAUCUUGUUUUCUGAAUAGGACGUUCAUGUUAUGGUUUCUAUAUGAACUAUAACUUUUGCAUUGCAAA
Molecule: messenger RNA, 1220 nt
Organism: Daucus carota subsp. sativus
Lineage: Eukaryota; Viridiplantae; Streptophyta; Magnoliopsida; Apiales; Apiaceae
Product: ethylene-responsive transcription factor ERF017
Exons: 1
Coding region: 295-885 (196 amino acids)
Biological process (GO): regulation of DNA-templated transcription
Molecular function (GO): DNA-binding transcription factor activity; DNA binding
Source: RefSeq, a predicted model, not a curated record